Durusdinium trenchii is the source of this 342-nucleotide messenger RNA. The record is from the annotation of a GenBank genome assembly. Lineage: Eukaryota; Dinophyceae; Suessiales; Symbiodiniaceae.
AUGCCGUGCCAGGCGGUGAGAGGCGCCGACCGUUGGCAACCAACCAUGGGCGUGGUGGAGGAGCGGUAUGGCCGGCCGCUUGCAGCGACUGCGGAGCUCGCGGAGCUCUGCCGUGCGUCGGAACGUCGGUCAUGGAGAACACCAUUUCGCUGUGUAGUGGAUCAAGCUGGCACUGUGCGAAGAGGCCUUCGCCAGCCCUCCGGCGUGGCCACCGCCUUCCCGACCUGGAGCAACCGGUGGCUCGGCAAGCGUCCAUCCUCCCUCGUGGUCGACGGCCCGGACGGCGUCGGUUUGAGGAGGCAUGGAUGCGCCCGUGUCAUCCUUGAAGCAUCCCAGGUCUGA